This is a messenger RNA of Athalia rosae (coleseed sawfly), 1641 nucleotides long. RefSeq lists its product as uncharacterized. Gene Ontology annotation, molecular function: U1 snRNA binding; U2 snRNA binding. The record is from RefSeq and is a predicted model, not a curated record. Gene Ontology annotation, cellular component: Cajal body. The coding region runs from base 157 to 1413 and encodes 418 amino acids. The transcript has 5 exons. Gene Ontology annotation, biological process: spliceosomal snRNP assembly. Lineage: Eukaryota; Metazoa; Arthropoda; Insecta; Hymenoptera; Athaliidae.
UACCAAUACAGUACAAGAGCAUGCUGCCAUCUGUCAGUACUACGGUUUGAAAAAUAUCGUGGCACACAGUCCCGCGUUUCUUCUCAGUUUGUUAGUAGCUAGCACGUGGAGAAGGUGACAUUAACCCUAUAAAAAAGCAAAUAAUUGAAGUUUAAAAUGUGUCGGUGUAAUUUUCGGGUAAAGUUGGAUCUUUCAAAUUUUUAUAAUGACGUGAGGCGCGCGAGUUGGGUCUACGUCAACAAGGAUACGAUAUCCUGCAUUUGUCAUUUGCAAAAGCACAUUGCCAAAGUGUUUGACAUACGUAAAUCGUUCCACCUAUUGUUGACCUCUGGAGAAUACCUUCCGCCAAACGAAGACGCUCGCAUUCUAAAUGAUAAUGAAAUGGUUCUCGUUGUCCCUGGGACCGGUUUACAAGAUGAUCCAACUCCUUCAAAAGCUACAGCAGAUCCUCACAGCGAUAUGAUUCCUGUAAUGUCACAGUCGAAGGAAAAGGAUCCUGAUUUUAAAAUGAACAAAAGUUCUAAUGUUGAGUCGAGUGAUGGAGAAAAUAACAAUGCAGAGAUAACAGAGACUAGUGGAAAUACCAUGUUCUUGAGCUUGAUAAAUGUUUCAUCCAUCGAAAGUGCUUCGGAUUCCAAAGCAGAUGUUAAUAUCACAGAGAGAUUUUCAGGGGCAGAUUCAACCCAUUUGAAAAAUAAAAGAAAGAGAGUACGUACUAAAAAAAAGGCUAAAGAUGAGACGAUGAAUCAACCUGCUGCUACAAAUGACAAAGCAGACUCUGAAUACAAGAAACCAAAGAUAAUUAAAGCUGUCUCAAUUUCCAAUGGAAAACAUAUCCGUUUCGGAGAUGAGGUAGAGGAACAUGAGUUUCCGGGAUAUGAUAGCUGUGCAUCUAAUGACUCCAGAAUACCUGGAUCUGCUAAACUAGGAAAUAAUAUUCACUGGGAUAAACCGGCUAUGCCUUCAUCAGGCUUAGCUAAUCUUUUGGCUUUGCGGCAGAGCUCUACUCCAAUUACCUUCACAAGGAAAAAAACUGAAGAGCCAAGCUUAAUCAAUGAAACGACUGAGGUCAAAAAGAAGGAAUGCGAAGAUUUCUUCACGCUAGCUUCAAAACGAACUUAUCCUUUAAUGGGAAAUAAAGCUCGGGUUCAUGAUGUCAUUGCGUUCAAAAUGCUGAAGCUGUCAUCAGACUAUACUCCAGAAGUUUCGGAAGACAUUAUUGCUCGAACUAUAAAGGUUUUACCAGAUGGAAUCACUUACGAAUUUCAGAUCUUAGCUGGAAAACAUGAAAUUCAAUCACCCCAAGGAAAGUUUGAUCUUGAAGAAGCAGAAGAAACAAAGGACACAGAUAAUGACAUCAUUUCAUUGAGUUGGACGCAGCUUCUUGAGCCUCGUUUGGUACACCGUGAUUAAAAACCACACCCAAGACAAGUAGAUUCUUCCCUAAAGUUAAAAAGUCAUCUACCUGUGUAAGUAUUUGAUCAUUAGACAAAUGUCUAUUCUUCAUAAUACAUUACAUCUCAUACUCACUAUGUAUUCAUUAAUGUUUUAAGUUUUACAUAUCUCUAACCCUGAAAACGUUUCAUACUGAACGUAAUACGACACUGAUUUAAUAAAUACUAAUUAUGAUAUCCCUGUUUA